Messenger RNA from Acanthaster planci (crown-of-thorns starfish), 4265 nucleotides. Its product is annotated as glutamate dehydrogenase, mitochondrial-like. Gene Ontology annotation, molecular function: L-glutamate dehydrogenase (NAD+) activity. NCBI's taxonomy places the organism in Eukaryota, Metazoa, Echinodermata, Asteroidea, Valvatida, Acanthasteridae. The record is from RefSeq and is a predicted model, not a curated record. Gene Ontology annotation, biological process: L-glutamate catabolic process. Gene Ontology annotation, cellular component: mitochondrion.
CGUGACGCUGACAGAGAUCAUGCCAGAAGAGUUUUCGUCUUGAAAUAACCGCGAUUUUUAGCAUUUUAAAGAAAUUUAAGGCAGUAUUUAUCAGUAUUAAGUGUUUGUAUAUAACUUGUAGAAUCAACAUGUUAAGAAUUUUGGCGAGUAGCGUGCAAAGGGAAGGUGCAAAAGCCCUGACUUUGUCGGGACUUUCCAGAGCCAGUGGCAGUGCAGUGAAUACCCGGAGAAAUGUUUGCAGUGCAGCUGAAGAGGAAGAUCCCAACUUCUUUGACAUGGUGGAGGAGUACUUUGACAGGGGAGCAGCCCUGGUCGAAGACACGCUGGUGGACAACAUGAAAGGCAGCAUGUCCAAAGACCAGAAGAGGCUCAAGGUCCAAGGCAUCCUGAAGCUGAUGAAACCCUGUAACAAUGUGCUGAGUCUGAACUUCCCGCUGCGGCGUGACGACGGCCGAUUUGAGAUGAUCGAAGCCUACCGAGCCCAGCACAGCCAGCACCGAACGCCGUGCAAAGGAGGUAUCCGCUACAGCUCAGACGUGAACGCAGAUGAGGUAAAGGCCCUGGCCUCCCUGAUGACCUACAAGUGCGCGGUGGUGGACGUCCCCUUCGGUGGGGCCAAGGGAGGCAUCAAGGUCGACCCCAAGCAGUACUCGGAGCGGGAGCUGGAGAAGAUCACCCGGCGCUUCUGCGUGGAGCUGGCCAAGAAGGGAUUCAUCGGGCCUGGUGUUGACGUUCCGGCCCCGGACAUGGGCACCGGUGAGCGCGAGAUGAGCUGGAUAGCCGACACCUACGCCAUGACUGUUGGUUACCAAGACAUCAACGCCCAUGCUUGCAUCACAGGCAAGCCUAUCACGCAGGGCGGCAUCCACGGACGUAUCUCAGCCACCGGCCGUGGCAUCUACCACGGCAUCGAAAACUUUGUCAAUGAAGCCUCCUACAUGAGCACUGUGGGGCUGACGCCUGGCUUUGGUGAUAAGACAUUCAUAAUUCAGGGUUUUGGUAAUGUGGGUCUACACACGAUGCGUUACCUUCACCGAUUCGGUGCUCGCUGCAUUGGAAUUAUGGAGAUAGAUGGCAGCAUUUAUAACUACAACGGGAUUGACCCGAAAGACCUUGAAGACUACAAGCUGCAACACGGAACCGUCGUUGGCUUCCCAGAUGCCGAGCCCUUCGAUGGCGAUCUCCUGGUGGAGCAGUGCGACAUCUUGGUACCUUGUGCCGGAGAGAAGCAGAUCACGUCCAGGAACGCUCCCCACAUUAAAGCACGGAUUAUUGCCGAAGGUGCCAACGGACCCACCACUCCAGCUGCCGACAAGAUCCUUCAGGAGAGGAACAUCAUGGUUAUUCCUGACCUGUACAUCAACGCUGGUGGUGUGACCGUCUCGUAUUUCGAGUGGCUUAAAAACCUGAACCACGUCAGCUACGGCCGCCUCACCUUCAAAUAUGAGAGGGACUCCAAUCAGUUCCUGCUUGAGAGCGUACAAGAAAGCCUGGAGAGGAAAUUCGGCAAGCACGGCGGUCGCAUCCCCAUCGUUCCGUCUGAGAAGUUCUCGGAUCGCAUCUCGGGCGCCAGCGAGAAGGACAUUGUGCAUAGUGGCCUGGCUUACACCAUGGAACGCUCUGCCCGGCAAAUCAUGCGCACGGCCAUGAAGUUCAACCUGGGCCUGGACCUCCGCACGGCCGCCUACCUCAACUCCAUUCAGAAGAUCUUCCUGACUUACCAAGACGCCGGAUUCACCUUCACAUAAACAGCCCAAGCCGCCACAGACCAGAAGUGCUUUUCUGUCGCCCCCCCGUAAAAAAAAAAAGCAUUAGCGUAUACAAUUCCGUAGUCAUCAUCAAUGGUUGCGAAGCUCCCUCAACUGAGUUUGCAUCCAGAUUUUGUUGUCCUAACUGCCAGUUGAAGUAUGUGUGCUGAAUGACGUAUCCGGGUAAUAACGAAUGUCAGUAGUUUACUCCAGAAGUGAGGCUUCAGUCCAGGUCAAAGCUUCUGCCGGUUAUUAUGUGUUCCAAUUCUCCACUUGAUCAUCAAGCUUGUGUACAGGGCUCAAUUUCACCGAAAACCUCCCAGAUCCUUCCGAAUCCCUCGGGAGUUUGGGCCAUCGGGAUUGAGGAAGGCACAGUUAAGAUACCGUACGAUACCAUUAGAUUUUGGACGCAUUUCCCUGAAAAGUUUAGGUCCCAAGAAUUGUGUCCUUGAUUUCCUGCAGAGUGGAGGAUACUGCACUAUGUGGGAUGGUUCUUUACAAUGGUGUCACUGCCUGAGGGCUGGUUGUUUACAUUGCAUCCCUACAUGUAGCUACCUUGUACCACAGAGUGAAAAUGGGUUACAGCAGACACUGUGUCAUGCGAUGCUUGUCCACACCAUGGAGGAAGGACACAGAAGGAGUUUGAACUGCCCGGGCUGUAACAUCUGGCCAAUUAUCGCUCUCGGGCAUGCCCGGUAUGUCCAUAGCCAGAGCGCAGCCAAUGCUUGCUAAGCACCACCUGUCUGUAUCCUGUUUGUGUACUGCAGUAUAAGAAGUUGAAUAUUCGUGCCAUCGUUGGUGCUCUGAAAACAACAUCAAAUUGAAUGCUUGCGCAGUUGCUUGUAUGUAUUAGGCUGUGUGCCCUAAGUGUUCAUGUGCAGUCGUUGCCCUGAUCGAACGCUUUCUGCUGGAGAAAUUUGAAAAGUUGUUUAUAAGAUGUUAUAAGUUUUAUUUGAAUCAUUUAUAUUACAGCAUUUAUACAAAGAGAUAUUUCAUGAGAUCUCAUGAUCACUCCUUGUGAUGAAAUAGCGCAUUUUGUUUGUUAUGAACUUAACUGCCCAGUGGUAGUCAACACGUUGUUGGCUAGUCUUAGCCAAAUUCAUAAAAAGAAUUAGAAAACUGAUGUUUGGGAGAGACAAAAGAAAAUUACAAACAUUGCAGAGGAUAAAUAAAAAAAGUUUAUUCGUGAUGGCAAAAGUAGAUCUAAUGUCAGAGAUUUUUCGCUCUCUGUAUUCUGGUCACGGCGAUAAGUUGUAGUUUAAUGCAAACAAAACACACCACAUAUUGCUAUGAUAUUACUGGCCCCACUUCUAUGGCUAAGCUACUGGCAGUAAUCGGGCAUUUUUGGAAUGUUUACUUUUGUUCGUCUGACCGGGCGGCAAUUCCCAUCCAGCACAUUGAAGUGCCAGAGUUGUAACUCCUUCUGUGUCCUUCCUCCAUGUUCACAUCAAGCAUUUUAGAUUUGGAAAGCGUUGCAGCAGGAUGUCUGUAGUGACGAUCAAAGCGACCCGAAAAAAGGUUGGAUUAGCACACGGGUCACCAGAAAUGCAAAAUAUUUACAUCCAACCAAUCCCAUUCACACCUUGACCUGCUUGCAAGACAUAAAAAAUCAUAUGGGAAUAGUGUGACAGAAAUGCCAGACUUACCGAUUGUUGUCUCAUGGAAUAUCAUUGUUUAACCGCUAAGAAACAAACCAAACAAACAAAAAAGGUGAAAUGACUGCUUGUAACAACUUGAAACUUGAAAUUUUCAAACUUCAGAAAUUUAUUUUCUUUAAAUUUUGUUGUACCCCUCACAUGCUAAAGCUCAUAUCUGUAGGCAUAAUUUGGCAUUAUAUCUGUCUGGCUUAUUUGACCCGGUGUUACUCCAGUGACCACACUUUAUUCACAAGUCCAUUCGUGUACAUUUAUGCUUACCGUAGUUUUCUUUGCUUGUGGAACUUUUUUUAAUCAGUGGCUAGAUCAGCUUCUCUACAUGUUGGAGGAGAGUGCUAAAGCUCAUAGUCUAGAGAGUUUUAAGAAAUUUUUACCCUUGUAAAGGUAAAUCUGAUUAUAUAACUCAUAGGUAUUGAACAGUUAGAAACUCACCAAAGCUGUUUGUAUGAGAAAUGUUUCGACAAGUGGCAGGAUCUUCCAAAUAAAUCUAGAAUUUGUGUUCUUUUUUGGGGGGGCUUGUUGUUUUGGGUCAUUUUUGUACAAAGUUGCCUGUUCCACGUGGUUUUUAUUAGACAUUGGUUAAAUUUAAAAUUUUAAUUUUGGAGUGAAAAUUUAGGGGGAAAGGUAAGAAAAAUCAGUUUGAAUCUUGAUCCAGUGUUUUUUAUAGAUCACCAGUGAUGAAGCCAUGAAACAGCCAGCUAUAUAACACGUUUAUUUUGCAAGUAUUUGGAAAGGUUUUUUGUUUAGUCCAACAUUGACGGUUAGGAGGAUUAAGUUUGGGAUGCUUGUGUAAAAAAAAACCUGGUCUGAAAUAGAAACGAUUGUUUUAAAAAGAUAGUAAAGAUUUCUCUGAACAUCUCCA